Molecule: messenger RNA, 774 nt
Organism: Nicotiana tabacum (common tobacco)
Lineage: Eukaryota; Viridiplantae; Streptophyta; Magnoliopsida; Solanales; Solanaceae
Source: RefSeq, a predicted model, not a curated record
AUGGCGAUGAGGAACAUUAAAGAAGAACGGUUCCCCAGGUCGAUAAGAUCUAAUCCUAGCCAGAGGGAUCCUAAUCUCUGGUGUGAGUAUCAUGGGACUAAUAUCCACCGGACUGAUUGCCGGCAUAUGUACGAGGAGGUUGCCACAUUGCUGAAAAAUGGCCAUCUCAUAGAGUUCUUAAGCAACCGGGCUAAAAAUAAUUACGCCCGCCACAAGGAUAACGCGGAACCCUUGAAGACAGGAGAAAAUCCUCCUCGUCUAAUGAUCAACAUGAUUUUUGGGGGGAAUGAAAUUAAUGGUGUAACCUUUUUCGUAGCAAAAAAGACAAAGGUAUCAGUGACUCAUAGCAAAAGACUCCAGGAAGUCGCCGAGGACGAUAUCACCUUCACGGAGGAAGACAUUGAUGGGCUCCUAUUACCGCACAACGAUGCCCUGGUAAUUUCUCUUAAUGUCUUAGAUUUUAAAUUAAAAUGUGUUUUGGUAGACCCGGGAAGUUCAACCAACAUUAUUCAAUGGAGAGUGCUGGAGCAAGCCAAGCUAACCGGAAGCAUCAAUCCAUCCACAAAGCUCCUCGCCAGGUUCAACUUAGCAAGUGUGACGACCCGAGGGGAGAUAUCGCUGACCAUAAAUGCCGAAUGGGUCAUGAAGACAACCCUGUUUGAAGUAGUAGACGAUGACAUGGGCUACAACAUUAUUCUUGGAAGACCAUGGCUACACGAGAUGAAGGUUGUGCCAUCAAGAUACCAUCAACUUCUGAAAUUCCCAACUCCAUAA